Erigeron canadensis is the source of this 1371-nucleotide messenger RNA. RefSeq names its product LRR receptor-like serine/threonine-protein kinase EFR. The coding region runs from base 1 to 1371 and encodes 456 amino acids. The transcript has 2 exons. Gene Ontology annotation, molecular function: protein binding. The record is from RefSeq and is a predicted model, not a curated record. Lineage: Eukaryota; Viridiplantae; Streptophyta; Magnoliopsida; Asterales; Asteraceae.
AUGAUUCGACCCAUUUCUGCAACUGGACAGGGUGUUUCUCUUUCACCAAAAUCACUUCACGGGCAACCUCCCACAGGAAGUUGGCCGGCUAGGAAAAUAUUAAGGCGGCCAGGACUUCGAAAUAAUUCACUCUCAGGUGAGAUUCCUUCAAAUCUAUCUCGGUGUCAGAAUCUUGUAGAACUUGAUCUUGGAAGGAAUAACUUCAUAGACAUUUUUCCUAAUGAGUUUGAAUCACUCACUAAGCUUGUAUACAUAAUCCUCGACCAGAAUAACCUAACCAGAAAAAUUCCCAAGUUUUUAGGAAACUUUACAUCCCUUGUAAAAAUAUCCGCUAAGUCAACUAAUAUCCAUGGAAUCAUUCCAGAUACUCUUGGCCAGUUAUCCAAUUUGUGGUUUUUUGAGUUCCCAUCGAAUAUGCUUUCAGGCAUUUUGCCAUCUUCGUUUUUCAAUCUUUCGUCAUUGACAGUAAUAAAUUUGCCUCAAAAUUUGAUUGGUGGGAAUCUCCGUGCAGACUUUGCACAAAAAUUUCCUAAACUAACAUUUUUAUACCUUUCUAUAAAUAAAUUUACUGGACCUAUUCCAGUUUCGUUAUCUAAUGCCUCGAAUCUUCAAGAGCUAGCACUUAGUUACAACUUAUUCACUGGAACAGUACCUAGCUAUGAUCAGCAAACAAGAUUGACAUGGUUUGCCAUUGGUGAUAAUAAACUCGGGAAUGGAAAACCUGAUAACUUAAAUUUUGUAUCAUCUUUGGCCAACUGUACUAACUUAACUGUCUUGGCCUUCGGUGCCAACAAUCUUGGAGGAGUCCUGCCGAAAUCACUGUGCAACUUUACUCAACUCACUCAACUCAUAAUAACAGGAAGUUUAAUUUCUGGGAAUAUCCCCUCUGAAAUUGGACAGCUAGUAAACAUUAAUAGACUGGUGCUAAGCAACAACCAAUUAAUGGGAAGAGUUCCAGAAUCAAUUGGGAAUCUUGAAAAUGUGGUUGAAUUGUCACUCCGUGAUAACUCAUUAUCAGGUUCCAUACCUAUCUCAAUAGGAAAUCUCACACUAUUGAGUCGAUUGAACUUACAAUAUAACCAUCUUGAGGGAACUGUUCCGUAUAGUCUAUCAAACUGUAGGAAGUUGCAGUUGUUGCUACUUAACCAUAAUAAUCUCAAUGGUGACAUCCCGAAAGAGAUUUUCAGUUUAUCUAGCUUGACGAUAUCUCUUGACCUUUCUGAUAACCAUUUUGUGGGUUCACUUCCUUCCGAAGUCAGCAACUUAAAGAAUUUGGUUUCUUUUAAUAUUUCAAACAACAAGAUGUCUGGGGUAAUUCCACCAAGUCUUGGAGCAUGCACGAGUUUGGUUGUAUUAUCUGUUAGAAUAUGA